Didymodactylos carnosus is the source of this 507-nucleotide messenger RNA. The record is from the annotation of a GenBank genome assembly. Lineage: Eukaryota; Metazoa; Rotifera; Eurotatoria; Philodinida; Philodinidae.
AUGGAAUUAUCGCAUAAGAAUUCACGUUCAAUCCUAUCUGCAGAAGAACAAGUAUCGCAAGGGUUUACAGCAUGGACAUAUUCGAUGGAAUUAUUGAAAAAGAUGCAUGAGCUACAUCCUAAUAUUAUUGUUAAAGACGGUGAUCAAGUUAUUGGUUACGCUAUGGUUGCUUUGAAACAAGCGAAAAGUUUCCACCCUGAAUUGGAAGUGAUGAUAAACGAACUUGAUAAGCUGAUAUACAAAGGUAAACCAUUGUGCCAGUAUUCUUAUUAUGUAAUGGGGCAAAUUUGCAUUGCUAAAGAAUAUCGUGGAAAAGGCAUUUUUGAACUUCUUUAUAAUAAGCACAGAGAAUUAUUAUCAAAACAAUAUGAAUUUCUUAUUACUGAAAUUCCGACUAUAAAUAAACGUUCAAUUCGUGCGCACGAAAAAGUCGGAUUCAAAACAAUACAUACUUAUAAUGAUGGUAAAAAUGAAUGGAACGCAGUUAUUUGGGACUGGUAUCGUUAA